AUGCAACUCUCAUCCAUCGUCUUCUUCAUCUCCAGCGCCGCUGCCCUAGGUAUCAACUGCCGCGGCUCCGGCGUUUGCUCCUUCAACGAUGCCUCCCUGCAAGUUGUUCACGACCAAAUCGGCAACCUGAUUGCUGGUGGCGGCGGUGACCGUCGCUUCAACACCGGACAGCAAAUUGCCUGCUCUCACGGCUCUCAGGGCAGCGUGUGCGCUUUCUACCAGAACGGCGCUUCUGGUUCCGCCAGGGACGCCUACAACCAGGUUCAAGGCCUGAUAGAUCACAAGUGCCGACAGUGUGGCUCUAUUCCUACUCAGCCUGGUAAUGAUGUUAGCAAGGGCGAGCUUACUGUCAAUUAUGUUGGUAAGCCUUGCUGCGAGGGCGACUGCCACUGCUAA
Pochonia chlamydosporia 170 is the source of this 396-nucleotide messenger RNA. RefSeq names its product killer toxin, Kp4/SMK-like, core. Lineage: Eukaryota; Fungi; Ascomycota; Sordariomycetes; Hypocreales; Clavicipitaceae. The transcript has 2 exons. The coding region runs from base 1 to 396 and encodes 131 amino acids. The record is from RefSeq and is a predicted model, not a curated record. Gene Ontology annotation, cellular component: extracellular region.